AUCUGGCACAAGUCUCUCAAAUCUACCCAAACCUUGCGAUGCCGCCCAAGCGUUUGCCAAAGGUGUUCGUCCUCCGACAUGGGGAGACUGAGUGGAGCCUUACUGGGCAAUAUACGGGGAUCACUGAGCUGGAGCUGACGCCGCCUGGGGUGUCGAUGGUUCGCGAGCUGGGGGAAAAGGCUGUCGGUCCUGGAAAGCUGAUCGAUCCUGGGCUUAUAUCCAAAGUGUUCAUCUCCCCUCGCCUGCGAGCACGGCACACUUUCGAACUGCUAUUCUCUUCCUCUCCCGUCAAGCCCGUGCUUAACGUGGAGGAACGAUGUCACGAGUGGACAUAUGGAGAAUACGAGGGGUUCUAUGCCUGGCAAGCUGCUGCUUCCCGUGCUGCUAAGGGGUUGCCAAGCGGGGAAGAAGGCUGGGAUCUCUGGACGGACGGGUGCGAGGGCGGCGAGAGCCCAGAGGACGUGACGAAGCGCGCAGACGAGGUGGUCGGCUUGGUCAAGAAGGUACACCGGCAGUGGUACGAGGACCCGCACAGGAAAGAGAAGGACGAAGGCGGAGAUGUACUCAUCAUCAGUCACGGGAAUUUCUCCAGGUGCCUGUUGGCAAGAUGGCCUGGGCUUCCACUCAAGGACGGCAAGAUGUUUGCACUUGAUCCGGGUGGAGUCUGCAUUGGCCAGUACGACGGCAAGUUGAACAAGCGUGUGCUCGGAGCUCUGAAUGUCGGAAUGAUAUAGUCAACCAUUUGUCCAGAACGAUGAUCUACAAAUACUUGAAUGAGAACCCCUCAAAGUUUGCCUUUGUCCCUUUUUCAUUCUUCGGCCCACACACCAUGGGGCCGAUUCUCCACUUGCCACCAUUGCUCGUCUUCUGCUUUCCCGCAGCAUCCACGUUGAACGCCUUCACCUCGCGCAUCAUGAGCAGCUCCCCGUCAGACGGGAUAUUCGUCCACUCUGUGGGCUGGGCGAACGUGUGCCGCACGGUGAGUGUGCUUCCCGUGCGUGUGAUUUGGAUGUAGAGGGAGUAGUAGCCCGAGUUAAGCGUCGAGGUGGAGUGCGGUGAGAGCGCGAUGGACCAGUCGGACCACGGGGAAGCGGUAACGCAUCCGAUCCACUCCUUCCCUCCAUCCAACUCAAUUCCCGUCUUGAGCCAGUCAAAGUCCAGCUUAUCACCCUCAUCCCCAGCGAUAACCAUCAAACACCCCUGAUCAUACUGCGUUCCCCACUCUCCAUUGAUCCACACCCCACACACCCAGUCUUUCGCGCCGUCAAUAGUGUACCCAAAGAGCGUUCCUGUGCGCCGAUCUGCCGGGUCAGGCUCUGGGGUAUGCCACCAGUCGGUCUCCGGGGGUGCAGUGAUGGUCACCCCACCUGUGGAAGUCGAGACUACCUGCUGUGCAACGGGCAAGACUUUGAAUGCAGAUUCUUUCCCCUCUUCUGAUGAGAGAGAGAUGAAGACCAUGUUGAGUGCCGAAG
Dacryopinax primogenitus is the source of this 1472-nucleotide messenger RNA. Its product is annotated as phosphoglycerate mutase-like protein. The record is from RefSeq and is a predicted model, not a curated record. NCBI's taxonomy places the organism in Eukaryota, Fungi, Basidiomycota, Dacrymycetes, Dacrymycetales, Dacrymycetaceae. The transcript is spliced from 7 exons. Gene Ontology annotation, molecular function: sedoheptulose-bisphosphatase activity. Gene Ontology annotation, biological process: ribose phosphate biosynthetic process. The coding region runs from base 39 to 734 and encodes 231 amino acids.